This is a messenger RNA of Bombus impatiens (common eastern bumble bee), 3008 nucleotides long. It is a transcript of the gene Hmt-1, whose product is annotated as ATP-binding cassette sub-family B member 6, mitochondrial. Bases 1 to 2526 code for a protein of 841 amino acids. The transcript has 10 exons. NCBI's taxonomy places the organism in Eukaryota, Metazoa, Arthropoda, Insecta, Hymenoptera, Apidae. Gene Ontology annotation, cellular component: membrane. The record is from RefSeq and is a predicted model, not a curated record. Gene Ontology annotation, molecular function: heme binding; ATP binding; ATP hydrolysis activity. Gene Ontology annotation, biological process: transmembrane transport; heme transport.
AUGAAUACUACGAUGACUUACUGUCCUCCAAAUAUUACCUUUUCCGAUAUUUGGGUGGACCAUGGAAUGUCCAAAUGCUUCAUGGACACUAUCAGUAUUGCAAUUAUUUCUUCAUAUUUAUUAAUUUUUGGUACAGUUCAACUUUGGAUGUAUCGGAAAUAUGGGACAGAAACUGCUGCAACUUUAUUACCUAGAAAUAAAUUGUACAAUGUUCAAAAAUUCUUCCUUUAUUUUGUUCCAAUACUUAGUGUAGCAAGAAUAAUUCUACAAGGAACAGUUUUGAAUGACAAUAAAAUAUAUGGUUACAUGAUUCUCACAACAGUAUUAACAAUAAUUGUGUAUCCAUAUUCAAUGUACAUACUAAAGGUAGAAAGGCAUAAACUGUUACCAAGUGUGCCACCACAAGGACAUGGACUUGUAUUAUUGGGUUUUUGGACUUUAGCAUUUGUUGCAGAAAAUGUUGUGUUUGUUAAUAUUGGUAAUGUUGAAUGGUGGUUUCAUUUAAACACAUUAACAGACCAGAUUGAGAUGGCACUGUUCAUUCUACGUUAUGUUAGCAACCUUAUUAUCUUUGCUCUAGGUCUCAAAGCUCCAGGAAUAACUGGCAAUACAGAUUCUGAAUAUCAUACUUUAAAUAAUGAUCCAACUCCACGGUCAAGAUAUUAUCAAGGUAGACCUGAGGAUACCAGUUCUACGUGGAAGAAUGCAUGGUAUAAGAUAAAAACUUUGAUACCAUUUUUAUGGCCAAAAUCUUUCAUGCUCCAACUCCGUGUUACUUUUUGUUUUGGACUACUUAUGUUGGGACGUUUAAUUAACUUAUAUGUUCCAAUUUAUAAUAAAAAAAUUGUGGAUAGUGUCACUGAUAUUCCUGUAUUAUUUAGGUGGGAUCUUAUAUUAAUAUAUGUAGCAUUCAAAUUCUUACAAGGUGGCGGUACGGGUGGUAUGGGGUUACUAAAUAAUCUUAGGUCAUUUCUGUGGAUUCGUAUACAACAGUAUACAACUCGAGAAAUUGAAGUAGAAUUGUUUAGACACUUACACAGCUUAAGUUUACGUUGGCAUCUAGGAAGAAAAACUGGAGAGGUCUUAAGAGUUAUGGAUCGCGGGACAGACUCUGUAAACAAUCUUCUCAAUUACAUCUUGUUUUCAAUUGUUCCAACAAUUGUUGAUAUCAUUGUAGCUGUUGCAUUCUUUGUUGUUGCUUACAACAAGUGGUUUGGCUUAAUUGUAUUUCUGACUAUGAGUCUUUAUAUAGCUGCUACAAUCUUGGUUACUGAGUGGCGUACUAAGUUCCAGAGACGCAUGAACUUAGCAGAUAAUGCUCAAAAAGCACGAAGUGUAGACAGUUUACUUAAUUUUGAAACUGUUAAAUAUUAUGGGGCAGAAUCAUAUGAAGUCGAUAGUUAUAGAAAAGCAAUAUUGGAAUUCCAAGCUGCAGAAUGGAAAUCAAUGAUAACAUUAAAUAUUUUAAAUACUUUACAAAAUAUAAUUGUUUGCAGCGGUUUGCUUGCUGGUUCUUUACUUUGCUUACAUAUGGUUAUAACCAAACAAGGUUUAACCAUUGGUGACUAUGUUUUAUUUGCGAGUUAUAUCAUUCAGCUUUACGUGCCACUAAACUGGUUUGGAACAUAUUAUCGCGCAAUACAAAAAAAUUUUGUUGACAUGGAAAAUAUGUUUGAUCUUCUGAGAGAAGAUCAAGAAAUUAUUGAUGCUCCAGGCGCUGGUCCAUUAAUAGUAAAACGUGGCUUACUAGAAUUUUUGAAUGUGACAUUUAGUUACACACCUGAAAAAAUUAUAUUAAAAAAUGUUAGCUUCGUCGUGCCAGCAGGAAAGACUGUUGCAUUGGUUGGACCAUCUGGAGCGGGAAAAUCUACUAUUAUACGACUAUUAUUCAGAUUUUAUGAUGUGGAGCAGGGUGCAAUUUUGAUUGACGGACAAAAUAUUAAAACCGUCACUCAGGAUUCCGUGAGACGAGCUAUAGGUGUUGUACCUCAAGAUACAGUAUUAUUUAAUAAUACCAUAAAGUACAAUAUUCAGUAUGGACAUAUUGAAGCUAUAGAUGCGGAUGUAAUAUCAGCAGCUCGAAACGCGGACAUUCAUGAGAGAAUUCUUUCAUUUCCAAAUGGUUAUGAUACACAGGUCGGUGAAAGAGGUCUCCGUUUAAGUGGCGGAGAAAAACAACGCGUUGCUAUCGCGCGUACGAUACUGAAAGAACCAGCGAUUGUACUUUUAGAUGAAGCAACAAGUGCACUUGAUACGCAAACAGAACGUAACAUUCAAGCAGCGUUAAACAAAGUUUGUGCUAAUCGAACGACUAUCAUCAUAGCACACAGAUUAUCUACGAUAAUACAUGCCGACCAAAUUCUUGUUUUACAAGAUGGAGAAAUCGUAGAGAGAGGCAAACAUGAAGAAUUGAUUUCUUAUAAUGGAAAGUACCAUUCCAUGUGGCAAGCACAAUUGCAAAAUGAUCAGGAGGCUACCAAAGAUUCAAACGAUGACGCUUCAGAAAGCAAAACAAUAAAAUCAUAAUUACGUUUGAUUUUAUUCUUUAAAUUUAAUAAUUGAUUUUUUAAAAAUGUAUAUUACUUAUCUGUUUGUGAAAACUGACAGAAAUCUAUUUGUAUCAAGUUACUUACAUGGGUAACUUACUAAAAAGAUGUAAAUUUAAACAAACAUAUACAUCUUAAUUUAAUAUCUGUUUUAAAUUUAUAUGAAGAAUUUGUGAUAGCAACUUCUUAGCUCUGUAGAUAGUUUACUAUGAUCAGAGCAUGAUACGUAUGUAUGUAUAGAGUUAUUAUUGAAAAUGGUCUAAUUAUUGUAGAUGAAUGUUUUUUGCAAAUGUCAUUGAAGUCUCAUUUUUUAAAAGAAUGAAUAAACUAAUGUUUAUGAUAACUAGAGUUCCUCAUCAGUUCCAUACUUAGUUGUAAAUAAACAUUUUUACUCAAUUGUUCACAUUUAUUUGGCACCAUUUAUUGUAUCAGAGACAGAUAAUUAAAAUUUAUUACAGUUAA